This is a messenger RNA of Ananas comosus (pineapple), 1260 nucleotides long. Its product is annotated as zinc finger CCCH domain-containing protein 39-like. Bases 125 to 1123 code for a protein of 332 amino acids. NCBI's taxonomy places the organism in Eukaryota, Viridiplantae, Streptophyta, Magnoliopsida, Poales, Bromeliaceae. The record is from RefSeq and is a predicted model, not a curated record. Gene Ontology annotation, molecular function: metal ion binding; mRNA binding. The transcript has 4 exons.
UUUCUCUCUCUCUCUCUCUCUCUCUCUCUCUCUCUCUCUACCCUUCACCACCUCCUUUUCCCUCUCUUCGUUCGCGUCUCCCCUUCUACAGAGCGCUCUCGACGCAGAGACGCGACCUGACACGAUGCAGCAGGAGCUGGUGCGUCCCACCAAUGGCGACCGCCGCAAGCCUACGAUCGGAUCCGGAGCGUUCGCCUCUUUAGAUCAACGGCUCUCGUCCCCUCCUCACCUCACCAACGGCGCCGAUUUCUUCUACCCGUACUCUUUCUUCUACCCCACCGAGGACACCCCUCCGAACGGUCUCUCCUCCCGCUCCGCGGCGCGCUCGAGCGGCAACCGCUACGCCUCGAACCAGCCACCGCCACCCCACCAGCAGCAGCAGCGGCAGCUUCCUCCGCCUCCUCCCCCUCUCAUUGUGCCUCCGCCUCGGGCCCCGCCCCCACCCGCCCCUNCUGGCAAGCCGAGCCCCCGCAUCCCGCCGCCCCCGCUCGUCGACGAGUUCCGCCGCCUCGGCCUCGGGGACCCCCCCGCAGAGGCGAGCCCCACGAGCGUGUUGGGGUUCCAGGACCCGCAGAGCAGGGCGGCGAAGGCCGCGGGCGCCGCGGAGAAGCGCGUCGUGCUCCCGAAGAGCAUCUCGAUCCGAUCCAACGGCUAUCUGAAGCUGAACCAGAACCAGGGGUGCGUCGGCGUCGGCUCGGGCACGAACCGCAAUGGGCGGCUCCGCGUCCCGAGCCCCGUCAGGGCAGGCACCCAGCGCGUGUACGUGGGAGUCGGGGUCGGCAAGAGGGGAGGGGAGAGAGAAGGGAGAGGCGAGAGGGAGGACGGGGAGGGGGAGGGCGAGGGGGAGGAGCCGGGGAAGGAGGGAAUGGAGUUGGAGGUGUACAACCAGGGGAUGUUCAAGACGGAGCUGUGCAACAAGUGGGAGGAGAGCGGGGAGUGCCCGUAUGGGGAGCACUGCCAGUUCGCGCACGGCAUCGGCGAGCUCCGCCCCGUCAUCCGCCACCCGCGCUACAAGACCGAGGUCUGCCGCAUGGUCCUCGCCGGCGACGCCUGCCCCUACGGCCACCGUUGCCACUUCCGCCACGCCCUCUCCCCCUCCGACCGCCUCCUCCUCCACCCUUAGACCUCAACUCCAUCAUCAACCAUCAUCCGUAAGCAAAUCACUCUCAACUCUAAAUUCCACCCUCACACACGCACACGCACACGCACACGCACACGCGCACGCGCACCCGAAUAGAAUAAAACAGUAAAUUGCUAAAA